AUGAAUGAACGGGUUUCCAUAAAGACCAAUCUAUCACAGCCUCAGUAUUUGCAGAAUGGCGUUCACAAGAAAGAAACUUAUGCAACUGUCGCAGUUAAUCAGCGUCAACCUAAUAUUCAGAAAAAUAAAAAAUGGACACUAUUAACCAAACUAUCAGAAUAUAUUCCGUUAUCAACAUCAUGUUGUUGUGGUCUAUUAUUAGGUAUACUCAUAUGUGGUUUGAUAUUGGCUAUUGUAAUCGCACUUUGGUUAACAUCACCAAAUAAUGCAUUGGCAACACAGGGUGAAUACACUAAUUAA
Molecule: messenger RNA, 300 nt
Organism: Rotaria socialis
Lineage: Eukaryota; Metazoa; Rotifera; Eurotatoria; Philodinida; Philodinidae
Source: the annotation of a GenBank genome assembly